Molecule: messenger RNA, 12952 nt
Organism: Porites evermanni
Lineage: Eukaryota; Metazoa; Cnidaria; Anthozoa; Scleractinia; Poritidae
Source: the annotation of a GenBank genome assembly
AUGUCGUCUUUCUUCAAACAACUCUUCCCUUUCAUGAAAGUCAAGAAAAAGAAGGAAUUUUCCUACAUAAUUCGUGGAGUAGAUCCCAAUACCGUAUGGAACCUUGUGGGCGAAUUGGGAGAUGGAAGCUUUGGCAAGGUGUACAAGGUAUGAUUAAACUACAUAUUAACUAUCUAUUUGGUAGCUUAUUGAGCUUUAGACACCGGCUAAUUCACGGUUGAUUCUACUCGAGAAGAUUUUAGCACCCAUUCAAGCAAUAAUGAAUAUCACAAUGCAGCGAAAUUACGAGUUCGUGAAAUAUUUCUGUUGUUAAUUCAAAGCUCGAUGGAUCAUGCUAUAACUCGUUCAAAUACUUCUUUGUACGUUUGGUACAAUUAAUAGAGCUGUCACUGAUUUAAAGCAGAAAAUAUUUUAUUUUAAUGUAGCUCCUAUAAAUUCAAGAAUCAGCUCAUUUAUUUCGUAACAGCCUUAGAUUUGUACCACCGCAAAGGCAGACAUUUUGUUUAUUUAUGUCAUGUUUUAUGCAAAAUAAUAUUUCAACAUAAUAUGCAAAAACUUGCAGCAUUAUUUUUAGCAAUGUUGAGGCUCAUUUGUAUGCACAAGGAAAACGGGUUUUAAUGACUUAGAUUUACAAAACUGUGAAGAUUGUUUAUUAUACUUCCCAGCAUGUUUUUACUUCCUCAUGUUUUGGUUUAAAAUAUUCCCGACUGCAGUUUUUCCAUAAGCUUACAACAAACUCAAUAAUUUGUUCUGUAAACAUUUAAAGCUUUUUAGCAAGUCAAUGGACUGUGACAAAGAGUUUUAACCCUGAUUUAUUACUACAUUAAUAUUCAUAGGUUAAGUUGUAUGUGCUGGUUAGUUUUUUUAAGUGAUUUUUAAGUAGAUAACAUAAUAGAAACAGGAAAGAAAUAGAAUUGCAAGAAGAUGCAAACAAUGACCAAGUGAAGGUUUCAAUAUAUUCUCUAUGAUGGUUACUUCAUUUUGGGCAUAGCAUGUUUGAAUUUGACAGCUGUCCAAUUGAUGUUCUAAUUGUGUACCAGAUAUAUCUUUCAAUGGUAGUAAAAGUAUCAGUUUCUUAGUAAACCUUCACUGCACUUUUUUUCACCUGCUCUUUGUUGAUGACUGUUCACCCUCAGUUAUGUUUGAUCUCCAUAAUAAUUCUUCUGAACAUAGGAAAGCCAAAUCAAUAAUAUUCAUUGUUUUAUCAUUCAUUCAAAAUUAUUCCUAGUUUAAAAAUGAGCUAAAACACGCUCACCUCGAUCCAUGUUAACUUCUUGUCUUCAAUUGCCUGUUUCUCGGCAAGGUCAGGAGAGAAAGGGAUGUUUACUUCUGCAGAUAUUCUUCAAAUAAAGGGUGCAAAGAAAGUCAGUUUUACAGCUUGCCUGAAUGGCAAGCUGUAGCAUACAUGUACUACCAAGCCUCAUUUUAACUAGCCCUAAAAACCUUCAACACUGGCUGGUUAUUUGACAAUAAUUCCUUGAGCCUGAAUGGGCUCUGAGUCAAUAGUCCAUGAGGCCGAAGGCUGAAUGGGCUAUUGACUCAGAGGCCAUUAGGAUGAGAGGAAUAAUUGUUUUAAUAAAAUACAACGAGUUUAUCAAAAAUAUAGAGACAAAACAACUUUAGCUAACAAAACGCGAUUCAGCCACCACUGUUUUGGUUUUCAAAGCCAGUACUUUUUCGCUAUUAGUGGGCUAUAACAUAUAGCCUAGUAGUAGCUUGACCAAUCAGAAUGCAGCUUUAAUAAUAGUCCACUAGUUGAAUUUUACUAAAAAGAAUUAUCCAUGGGAUUUGAACCAAAUCAGAAACAGAAAUAUUGGAAUCAAUAAUAAGAAUAAGAAUAAGCAGGGUGCAUAGAAAGUCAUUUUUACAGCUUGCCAUUUGGGCAAGCUGUAGCUAGCAUGUACCAGCCUGAAAGUCAUUUCAACUAGCCCCCAAAAUAUUUGAUUAGCAAGAUUGAUUACAGUUCUUCUGUUAUUUGAAUUCCUAAAAAAAUAUCACUUGCCUGUCGGGCAAGUUAAAAACAGAAUUCACUAGCCCGAUAGCAAAAUCCACUAGCCCUGGGCUAUCGGACACUGCUUUCUUUGCACGCUGAAUAAGAAUAAAUCAGAUGUACUGAGAAGAAGGAGGUUAAUCUUUGGUUGAUCUUCUCCAGCUAUGUUAAAGUUGUGUUAUGUCAGCAUUUGUGAAGUGUUCUGAGACAUACAUAUACACUGUUUUUGAUUUGCAACAUCAAGUGUAUUGCACCUAUAUUAUAUAUGUCUGUAUUGUGCAGAUGAUACUGAAUUGGGAAACCUUGAAUGAGAUACUGUAAGACUAAAUUAUUUCAAGUCCAAAUGAUUCUGAACUUGUUUGUGUUUUAUUUUGCUUAAUAUUAUUGUCUCAAUCUAGUAGUGAGUGCGCAUGUGAAUGAUGCAAGCAAGUAUGUGGAUUGGUUAAAAUUUAAAUUUAUUGAAACUCUGAUUGGAACACACAAGUAGUAUUCCUGUGACAUUUGUCACACACAGACAUUUUGCCAUCCACAAAUUUCCCCUAAUUUUUGCUCACUUACAGCUCAAUGACUUGUUUAACUUCUCAUGUGUUGUAGGCAGAACGCAAGACCGAUGGUGCUCUGGCAGCUGCUAAAAUUAUUGAUGUUAAAGAUGAGAGUGAACUGGAUGACUUUAUGGUAGAAAUAGACAUUCUUAGUGAGUGCAAACAUAACCAUGUGGUGGGAAUGUAUGAAGCGUACUACCAUGAAAAUAAGCUGUGGGUAAGUAGUGCAGUCAAAACACAAGUUUUCUGGCAACAAUCAGAAGCCAGAACGGCGGUGACCGUUUGGAACUGGUCUGGUAAGACAUUGUCCCCAGGGGUUCUUCUCGCCGUUCUUUACUUUUCUUCGUUCCAUAUAUAUUUUUCCGCCCAUUUAGACUUUCCCUCGCCCCCUUUAUCUGCCCCUGGGUCUCCGAGGAUGGGUUGACUCAUGAGUUAAGAUCAAGUGGCCCACAUGAAAAUUUUGGCUAUGGAGCAACUUCAUGUCAAACGUCAAACUUCUCAUGUGCCGAACCCAAUGCAUAAAUUACAAAAUUUAUUUUCUCUUGUAAGCGUUUUAGACCAUUGAACAUCGUGAAAGUUCGACGUCUGAAUCAAAUAGGUAUUACAUGUAAGCUCAUUACAUGAAAAGAUCGAGGUUUGAACUGGGUGUUAGUGAAACAGAAAGUCCAUCACCACUGUUGGAAAGAGUAUCUCAAAAUCAGUAAAGCUGCCAUUUUUUAGAACAUAAUGUUUUCUCCACAAAGUUACAAAAUUUUUCAGAGCUUUAUGUUGGGUUGGGGGCGGGGGGGGGGGAGGUAGAGGAUGUGUAACUUCUAUAGUUUAUAGAUGUUGAUGUACAUAAAUUAUGAGGAAAAGAGAGCUUAUGGAUGUUCUGUUUUCAUAGAUGAUGUUGGAAUUUUGUUCUGGUGGUGCCUUAGAUGACCUAAUAUUAGGUAGGACUUAAACACAUGUUACAAUAAAUCAUAUAUACAGUCCGGAAUAUCCCUAAAUUUAAGGACANUGUAACUUCUAUAGUUUAUAGAUGUUGAUGUACAUAAAUUAUGAGGAAAAGAGAGCUUAUGGAUGUUCUGUUUUCAUAGAUGAUGUUGGAAUUUUGUUCUGGUGGUGCCUUAGAUGACCUAAUAUUAGGUAAGACUUAAACACAUGUUACAAUAAAUCAUAUAUAGGAUAAAAUGUAAAAAACAUAUGUCUAGAUAAAAUAUUAUUUAAUGAUUUGAAUGGUUUUGUCCUUAUGCCUGUAUUAUGCCAGUUUAUAUGUAUCUCAUAAAUGGACAAAAUUAACUGUAUCGUUGGAUACCCACGUGUUUGUUUGGUGCAGCUCAGAAACAACAGUCCAAAAAUUUGUGUGCGAAAUGCAUAUAUGCAAUUUGUAUUUGUAUAUAUGUGUUCAUCUUAGUGUGCGUGCAUCUCUGAUGCAUCUCAUUAGUAUGUAUGAGCUAGCCUAUAAACCUCUUUCACAAUGGUAUGUCACUGAGACAAGCAUAAGAAAAUGAAAAAGUUUUAAUUUUUUGUGUAUGUUUAUGCUUGUGCUUAUGCUUGCACUGCACCGGUUGACACAUUGUUUUCUAUCUUUGUUGCUUAAAGCUGUAAGAGCCAUUUCUUGUGUCCAUAAGAAAGUUAAUUUUAGAGUACCUAUCCAAAACUUUGCAAUUGGCCAAAACCAUCAGAAAACAUUUUUUCCUUUGUGGGAAAACUAUUAUAUCUUGCUGCAAGCUAGUAAGCAAAGCCACUUGAAAACACUGACUGAGCUUGAUGGUCUUUCCUCUCUUUUGUCUCCCAAUCAUUUUGCUUCUUCUAAUGUUUUUCUCUUUCCAAUCAGUGAUCUUUUACUAAUGAUUUCAUUCUUGCAAGAAAUGGUUUCCUGAAUGGCAAAAUUAUUUUCAUUCUAAGAAGUUGUUUGCCAUCACACGUCGUUUAAGGGUAGCCUGUUCCAGGCUCCGAGAUAGUCGGGUCCACUGAAUUGAGAAAGGGCAAACAUAAAAAUAUAAUGGGAGGAAACUAGGGAGAGCAGGGGCAGCGAAGCCUGUAAUCAUUUCUUUAAACGACCCAUUUGACAGAUUAUAUCAACACUCUCAAAGCGGGUCGUUUCAGUCACUCAGAAAGAUGGCGUGCAGCUCCCACGCUUGUGAAAUAUGAGAUUUCCCACACAUAGGAGCGCUGAGGAAGGAACAGAAGACCUGGCUUGUGAACUUGGCGCAAGGAAAAGAUGUUUUUGUAAUCCUGCCGACCGGCUUCGGUCUUGCCUGAUAACAAAAUGGGUAAAAACAGAACAGUUGCAAGAAGGAGUUAUCUAUGCGCUGCAGUCCAGACUCGCAUUAUCUUUAGAUCUCUUUAGAAGAACAAGCUGGAGAAUCAAUCUUAAGAGCAAUCUUGACUGACUCACAACGUAGUUCUCCAUAUUUAAAGAAGCUUCAGUUUAAGCUUCAGUUGUCACGACCUCUCUACAUGAAACAAGUGGCAAAAAUCACAUAGUUUGCUCAGUCAAAAUGUAGACCCUUCAGAGCAUAAUCUAACUGUAAGAGAAAAUAUUCAUUGGAACAAGCAGCAUUUUCGCAUGGGGUAAAAGUGGUGUGUUGCCUACCGACCCGCUUUUUACACUCAAGUUGCUCACGGUUGUGUAAGGGAUUAGCGCCAUGUGAAAUAAUUUUGCGAGAAAAUUUAAGAAAGAUUAUUUCAACAGUUUGGCAGCUGAAAUCUAAUUAUUUCAAACGUGCCAAAAGUGGGCAGAAGAGGGUUGUGAAAGAAAUGAUUGCUGGCUCUGUUUCCCCUCCUUUUUCCUUUUUCCCACCCCACCAACUUUUCACAUGCCUUUUUCUUUCUCGUCUUCCCCACUAUCUAGGAGCCUGGAACAGGCUAGUAGAAGGGUUAUGUUGUGGUUCAGCUUUAUCAUUGGUGUUAGAUUAUAUCUUUCUGUAGUUUUAAGCUAUCUUAUGUACGAUAAUGAGUUUGAAACAAAGGGAUAGAACAUUAUUAUAAAAACACAUGUAUGUGCAUGUAUGUGCCAUAUGCACAUCCAGGUCUUUAACCAUUAUGCUGCUAACUAGUCUUUUAUAUUUUGGUAGAACUUGAGCGGGGUCUCACAGAAGAACAAAUAAGAAUUGUGUGUAAGCAAAUGUUUGAGGUAAUGUCUCAGCUGUGUUGAAUAAUGCAUUUUUUGAUAGCAAGGUAUAUUAAAAUUCCAAACGCUCUCACAUUAAAUGGUUACAUUUGUAUUUGCUUCUUCAGUCAUUAUUUUACCUUGUGUUUAAAAGGGGUGCAUGGAAGAAAAGCUUAAUGGAGCUAUGUCACACUGUUUCCUAUCUUUUUAAAAAGCUGAAAUUUAUUUAGCAUCAAUUGAAUUCCAAAAAUAAUGGUUCAAUUUUGUUAUGUAUAUGACUUUAUAUGAAGGCACUGAAACUGUUUCCUGCUGUCUGUGGCAACAGAUGGCAAGGAUGGACAUGGACUGAAACUUGAAAAAGCCGGGCCGACAUUUUCAAGUUUACAUGCUUUACCUGCAAAAAUAACCAAAAACAAUGUUGUGGUUGAUGCUUCCCAAUUCUACAGGAGCAUAAUUUUUGUGUACGGGUAAAGGUGUUGGUAAUGACUUCAGUGCAGAAUUGAACUUAAAGAAGAUUAUCCUUCUGACAAUUAGGCCCUUUAAGUAAUUUCUAUUUAAAUGGCUGCUCUUUAGCAGUUGGCAGUUUGGUUGCCAAGGUAAGUAGGAAAAACCAGCCCUGGCUCCGUAUUAACAUGGGAAGCUGUGGUUUUGUUAGACGUGUCUAUGGUCUUUGUGAAGGUAAAGUGGGUCAAACAUUUGGAUAAAAUGUCACUUAGACCCAUUAUUUUUUUAAAUAACAAUAUUUGCCCCUUUCCUCCUGGUUCUCUGGGUAUUAAUCCUUGAGACACUUGUAAUGGUUGCCAUAAAGUUGGUUAGCCCAGCAUGCAAAGAAAAUAGUGUCCGAUAGCCCGGGGCUAGUGGAUUUUGCUAUCGGGCUAGUGAAUUCUGUUUUUAACUUGUCCGAAAGGCAAGUGGUGUUUUUGGGGAAUGCGAAUAACAGAAGAACAGUGAAAUCAGUUCUGCUACUCAAAAAGUUUUUGAGGCUGGUUGAAAUGAUGUCUGGGCUAGUAAAUGCUAUAGCUUCAGCUUGCCCGAAUGGCAAGCUGUAACAAUGGUUUUUUUUUGCACCCUGUUAGCCAUUUUGAUUAUAUCAAAACAAAACUGCAGAAACUAACUCUAAAACAACCCAUGUUUUAUUGCAUUAAGUUCUCCUUUUUUUUAGCCACAUCCAUUUGCUUAGUGAACUUUGUGUGGUUUUGUUUCCCUUUUUGUAGUGUCUUCACUUUCUACACACCCAUAAAGUUAUCCACAGAGAUUUAAAAGCUGGGAAUUUGCUGCUCACAAAUGACGGGAACAUUAAACUUGGUACAGUAUCUGAUGAAUUUUGUUUAAAUAAGGUUAUUUUUAGUUGUGGGCGACAAGAGGAGCCCCCGCAAUCCUAAUCUCCAGGAAUGCACAUUAGUGAGAAUGCAAUUUGAUCACGUGUCUUUAACCAUCUAUCACAUAAACCUUAUGCAAGUACAGCAUUACAGCAAAAGCGUUUGGACCUUCGAUCGUUGUCGCCUGCACUCCCUAACCUUUGGUUAUUACUAGUAUAAAUAUACUUUUUGUUUUUAUUCUAUAUACCAAAGGUGAGAUAGAGUUGAUGAUUAAUAACAGUCUUGAGUGAUUAACCCUACUGGAUGUUAUUGAUAAUAGCCAUAAUGACUCUUUUAAAUAAGCAAGUAAUUUGCUCUAAAGGGAAAAGUAAUAUACACUCCAUUUAUUGGAUUGUGUUUUAGAUUUUACCUCUAGGAUUUCUAUAGGGUUGUGUCAAAGUGUAAAUGAGUGGUCAUUUCAAAGAUUCCCGUCACUACCAAUUUAUAUACUACAUGUACCUGUUGGUGUAAUGGUGGUGAUGAAUAGAUGAUGAGCUAUCUUUGUGUGCUAUUGUUAUGCCCACAUAUUUUUGUCAGGCUUUUAUGAUCCUCAUCAGAACAUUAAAGAGAUGUGCAAAAUUGUUACACAAUUAUGUCUAAAAGCUUUGAGGUUAGUAAAGGAAAGAGGGGAUGGGGAUCUUGUACUUAAGCAUUUCAAACCUCUCAGGGAAUGCUCUAGCCCCUGCUUGUUAUUUUGUUUGCGUCAUUGCUUCAUGUUCUAUUGCAUUCCUUUCCUUAUGAUGAACUAAAACCUUAGGGCCAAUAUUAUGCCAUACUACCUUAUACAGACUAAAGUAAGAGGGUAUAAAGGAGAAUUUCCCGGAAAUCAUUUGUGCCUUUGGUUGUUAUGUUGUAGCUGACUUUGGGGUUUCUGCCAAGAAUAAGAAAACUGUACAAAGAAGAACAACUUUCAUUGGAACACCUUACUGGUGAGUUAGAAUAGAUGUUUCAUUCAGGACUCAGAUUGCUGAAAACAGAAGAAAUCAAUCAAAACAAAACAAAAACAAACCUAGUUCAAUCCAAAAACCCUUAGAUGGACCGAUGGGGAGCGGAUUCGGUUGUAAAACGGGAUUCACUCUUCAUGUUACAUUCACAGUUAGUUGGCUCAGGGGAGGGGUAGGUGGGCAGUUCUUCAGAAACCUAAAUUGAUCCAAAUUUUCUUGAUUAGCUGGGCGUUAUUAUUUAUAGAGUGAAUCAUGGGAUGUAGUUUACCAGAUUCAAUAUGCAAUAUGCAAUAUCUUAAGAACCGAAAUUACAAUGUAAUAACCAUAUGUUAAGCCAAAUGUUUUAUUGGCUGGUAUUUCUUUGAAGUAACACUUAUUGAUUGUAUGUUAUUUUGUAGGAUGGCUCCAGAAGUUAUUGUCACGGAGACAUGCAAGGAUGAUCCAUAUGAUUACAAAGUUAGUAGAUAUUCAUCAUGAAGUUAUAUGCUGUGUCAUGUAUAAAUAUUCCAUACAGAGUUUGAGGUAACUGUAAAUAUUUCGACUCACUUAAAUGUGAGAGGUCAAAUGAAAAAAAAAGGGGGGGGGGAAGUCAAGACUUAAUUUAUCUUUAUUUCUGUAUGCCCUGUAUGGUUUUGCAAAAACAACGUUAUAUUAAUGGUAAGAAAAUGCUUGCUACUCGGCCUCAUCUCUUUACUUAUUUGCAUUUAGUUCGUUAUUUAAUGCAUUACUUUUUCUUUGGGUUGUUUUCCUACCCAUAUACCUUUUCAGUAACUGUGCUCACAUUGUGGGUGGCUCCUCCUGAAAUGUCCUGUUUGAUUUGUUAAAAUCUAUGUUAUGAAUUCACUACCUUUAACAAGUUUUGUUUGUUGACUUAUAUGCUGUUCUAUUUCUUUGCCAUCAUUGCUCUGUAUAUUUUUCUGUUUAUUUUUCAAGUUGUAAUAAAUUAUUAGUUGUGUGUUCUGCAUUUUGUCACAGUUUAAUAUAUUUAGCUGUUAUAUUUUGCACACUGUUGUAUCCCUUGUGGGUUUAAAUCAAAGCCACUAGCAGGUUCUAUUUCUUGUACUAGAAGUGGACAAGGUUUCAUCAUUUACAUUUAUACAUUAAAUAGAGAGUUGUCCCCUUUUGUAAUUUAAAUCUUAGAUAUACUGAUGCAGUUGAUAUGUUUUUUUGACAGGCUGAUAUUUGGUCUGCUGGCAUUACACUGAUAGAGCUGGCAGAGAUGCAGCCUCCAUACCAUGACAUGCAUCCCAUGAGAGUGUUAUUUAAAAUACCUAAAGCUGAUCCUCCUCUGCUGCAGUUUAAAAACAGAUGGUAAGUUGUUGAAUCUUGAUGCAUGUUAACUAAAAGGGACUUAACCAAGACACAUUGCAUCCAUGUGUAAAAAUGGGAUAAUUUCUUUUUGAACGUGCAGUUGACCAGCCUCAUCCAAAGGGGACUGCAACACAUUUGCCAUUUGCGUGUGUGGAUGCACCAUCCUUUACCACUUGUAGUAUCAUAAGGGUUAACCUGAGCAGGAACCAGCAAUGCUUCAAAGUAUGUCCAACGUAUCUCUCCAAUGAUCGCUGAAAUGUAGUAGGUGCAUUUGUCAGUCCGAAAGGCGUCAUCAAAAUUUUAAGGCUAAAGGGAGUAGCCGUUUACAGCGUGAUUGUACGGUGGAACCCCGCCUUAAGACUACCCUGUGUACACGACCACCUCUUAAUCACGACUACAAUCUAUUGACCCAAACGUAAGAAACACUGGACAUUAUUAAUUUGAAGAUUCCAUUAAUACGACAAUCUCGUUAUUACGAGCACGAUUUUAUGGCCCAACAGUGGUCACAUCAGCAGGGUUUCACUGUAAAAGCUGUUGAGAUCUAGGGACCAUUGCUUAUAAUCAGUUCGAAAAACANGGCAUUACACUGAUAGAGCUGGCAGAGAUGCAGCCUCCAUACCAUGACAUGCAUCCCAUGAGAGUGUUAUUUAAAAUACCUAAAGCUGAUCCUCCUCUGCUGCAGUUUAAAAACAGAUGGUAAGUUGUUGAAUCUUGAUGCAUGUUAACUAAAAGGGACUUAACCAAGACACAUUGCAUCCAUGUGUAAAAAUGGGAUAAUUUCUUUUUGAACGUGCAGUUGACCAGCCUCAUCCAAAGGGGACUGCAACACAUUUGCCAUUUGCGUGUGUGGAUGCACCAUCCUUUACCACUUGUAGUAUCAUAAGGGUUAACCUGAGCAGGAACCAGCAAUGCUUCAAAGUAUGUCCAACGUAUCUCUCCAAUGAUCGCUGAAAUGUAGUAGGUGCAUUUGUCAGUCCGAAAGGCGUCAUCAAAAUUUUAAGGCUAAAGGGAGUAGCCGUUUACAGCGUGAUUGUACGGUGGAACCCCGCCUUAAGACUACCCUGUGUACACGACCACCUCUUAAUCACGACUACAAUCUAUUGACCCAAACGUAAGAAACACUGGACAUUAUUAAUUUGAAGAUUCCAUUAAUACGACAAUCUCGUUAUUACGAGCACGAUUUUAUGGCCCAACAGUGGUCACAUCAGCAGGGUUUCACUGUAAAAGCUGUUGAGAUCUAGGGACCAUUGCUUAUAAUCAGUUCGAAAAACAGCCUAAAAAGCCCCAAACUUCUGUUUGAAAAACAGCAGGAGAUGGAGAUCUACCUUUCAUGGGUUAGUGGAAAUCGACCCUGUGCGUUUUUGUGCGGUGCAUGAGCAGACAUUUUUCGCCAGUGAAACUUAAACCACAAGUAAAAGAACCUAAAAGAGAACAAAAUGAAACUCUAGUUAUUUACAAGCGCCCAUAUAGGUAUAGAACCAUGCUGGAUUACAAUUCUGUUUGGGUAUAAAGAAGGUCCCAGUAACUCCUAGCUAUAUGUUGACUGGUGUUUCACAUUUUGCACAAUCAUCUAGCUGGAUUUUUGAAAACGUUACUGCCGAAAAAACUGUCUCCAAAGUAGCCAAUAUCAAUACUAAGAGUGCAACAACUGCUUCGGUUUUUCUUAUUUUUUGGUUCUCCUUGCUCUUUCUGGUUUCCCAUAAAAGAUUGCCAGAAUUGUUUAGAAACAUUUAAAAGGAUUUUUGAGAACGUGCCUGGCGAAGUUUGCAGCCAUUUGAGUGAAAAAGGACCAAAAGGCGAGGGCUUUUGCGUCCGAAAAGCCCAAAAAUAACACCAGCAGAGGAAAAGGAAAGGAAAGAUAGAAUGAGUGAGGAGGAGGGAUGGAGGAGAAGAAGAGGAAAAAGGCAAUGAUGGCACUCUUAGUUUCUAUGCUGGUUACUUUGAAAACAACUGCUUGACGGAAGAGGACUUUUUGGCGGUAAAGUUUUCAAAAAUCCAGCUAGAUGUAUAUUAUAGGCAACUGUUAAGAAGAAUACAGAAAUACAGUUCAGGAAUAAAGGUCAAACAUACUCAAUGAGCACAAGCGCAGUUUUCACUUUGCAAACAAAGAGGGGCAGGGGCACCCAACGUCAAUUUUCGGAAAAUAUCUGUUCGGAAGACGAUUUGUGAUCUAGAAUUUUCGGAACAUUUGUUGUAAAAUUUCUUGCUUGUCUGCCUCUCCUAGGAUUUUCGAACAUCUAAAAUAUGGUAUAAUUUCCCAUUUUUAACGGAUUUUUUACCCUAAAAAGAUCAUCUAGAAUUUUCUGGAGCCCUUUUUUCUGGCUGAAAUUUUCGAAAAGGUAAGUUUUGAUCCCCAUAAUUUUCGGAUCAUUGGAAUUUCAGCUAGGAAAUCCGAACACAUCAAAAAUUUUUAGGGGAUAAAAAUAUGCCUAUAUCUACCGUUUAAAUACUUAAAUACGUUUAACAAUGCUAUGUUUAAGUUGUUUUGAACUAUAAUCUCGUUGGGUGCCCCUGGAGGGGAUAGUUGUGAUAAGAAGACGGCCUAAAUAGCUUGAAAUUGUAGAAUUAAGUUAGUGACCCUCUUCUUUAGUUUAAAGUUGUGUUGGCCGAAAAGUUGUCUGACGGAUGGCGUUCAUUUAUUCAACAGGUCUAAUGACUUUCAUGAUUUUCUUUCUCGUUGUGUUGUAAAAUCUGCAGAAAUGCGAUCAUCUGCUGCUGAGCUUCUUGAGGUAGGCUGAGACACUUUUACUUUGUGGUGUACAUGUAGCAUGUUCUGAGAAGAAUAAAAGAUAGACUAAAGAAGAGUGGAGGCUAAGUUAGUGCUACCUUUUAAGUGUGACUAGCCUUCGUGGCGGGCGCGCGAGGCAGGCGUUCAACUAGCAAGGGAGAACUUAGACAUGCCAGAACUCAAUGGGUGCCUUUUCUUUCCCUCGUGCGCCCUUCGCUUUUGCCCGCACCUGAAUGGUAAUCGGUCAAGUCACCCGAUUGAAAGUCAGGGUUCGGUUUACUUGACGUUGGCCGAGAGGGGGUCGGUUGCCCGCAUAGUAUUCUUUGGUGCGCAGCCGUUACGGCACUUAAUUUUGCGUACUUGUCUUUCUCAAAGAAUAAAAACAAGGAAACGAUUUGAGGCUAAAAAGUUGUCAUAAUGGUAUACCAACAGCUUCAAAUUAAUUUUGGGCGAGAUGAAUUUCAGUCAAGGUAACCUUUUCGCGCUUAGAAUCAAUUAUGGAAAGGUUAGGUAAUUCAAAUUCUUGAGUCUUCGGACGAAAUCACGGGCUAGGCCCAUUAAGAUGGUAUAUCUUUGGCUUAGCUUGCGUAGCAAGCGUAUCCAAUCGAGUUAUUGCGCCAGAGUUGGAGCAAGGCAAAAGACUGAAUGGAGAAGGUCGUCCAACUUUCUCAACGAUCUCGCGCGGAAACGCAAUCUACGCAAGCUAAAAAGUCAAUGCAAUGGUAACAUGUUUUUAUCCAUUACUGCAAGAAUAAAGUUUGGGGUUUAAUGACACUCUAGAUGUGUAAUAUUUUAUCGGAAUCACCGUUUUGUCGCCUUUCUUCAGCAUCUAUUCACUGAAUUGGGCUGGAUGUUUAUUAUAUGAAUUACCUUUCUGUGUUCAUUUCUUCUUUAGCAUCCUUUCAUUACCGGUGUUGUUGAUGGCAAACCAUUGAAAGAACUUUACAAUGAAGCCAAGGCCGUUGUGAUUGAAGAACUCGAG